Molecule: messenger RNA, 1675 nt
Organism: Gastrolobium bilobum
Lineage: Eukaryota; Viridiplantae; Streptophyta; Magnoliopsida; Fabales; Fabaceae
Product: serine/threonine-protein kinase PCRK2
Exons: 4
Coding region: 80-1426 (448 amino acids)
Biological process (GO): protein phosphorylation
Molecular function (GO): ATP binding; protein kinase activity
Source: RefSeq, a predicted model, not a curated record
UUCAGGUUUGGUCAUUGUUUUUGUUCUGAAUUCCUGACUCUUGACUCCUACCUUCUUUUGCUUCCAUUUUGGUCUGCAAAUGAAGUGCUUUCAUUUCACAAACGGAGAGAGGCGAGGAGAUGAGGAAGAGGGAGUAGUAAGGGCUUCGAGGGUGUCAUGGGCACGCUCACUCAGCCUCAUGGAUACACGCAGGUCCGAGUUUGACUCCGAGUCAAGGGACUUCUCCGACACGGUUGGGUUCCACGAGUUCCUGUCGCAGCGGCGAGCCAACCACCUCCGAAUCUUCUCCUUCUCGGAGCUUAAAUCCGCUACACGUGGCUUCAGCAGAGCCCUCUUGAUUGGAGAGGGAGGCUUUGGUUGCGUCUACAGAGGGUUUCUUAAUCACAAUCAUCGUUCCCAAAUCGAUGUUGCUAUCAAGCAGUUGAAUCGUAAUGGCCACCAGGCAUGCUUUUGCAUUUCUAGUUUUCAGGGGCAUAGGGAGUGGAUUAAUGAAGUGAACUUAUUGGGUGUAAUCAAGCAUCCAAAUCUGGUGAGGUUAGUGGGUUACUGCGCAGAAGAUGAUGAAAGAGGGAUUCAAAGACUUUUGGUGUAUGAGCUUAUGCCUAAUAAGAGCUUGGAAGACCAUCUUUUGGCUCGAGUUCCAUCAACACUCCCAUGGACGACUAGAUUAAAGAUUGCUCAAGAUGCUGCUCGUGGUUUGGCAUACCUUCAUGAAGAUAUGGAUUUUCAGCUAAUAUUUCGAGAUUUUAAGACGUCCAACAUCUUGCUUGAUGAGGACUUCAAUGCAAAGCUUUCUGAUUUUGGACUUGCUAGGCAAGGACCCUCAGAAGGGUUUGGCUAUGUUUCAACAGCAGUUGUUGGCACCAUAGGUUAUGCUGCGCCAGAGUAUGUUCAGACUGGUAAGCUGACUGCUAAGAGUGAUGUGUGGAGCUUUGGUGUAGUUCUUUAUGAGCUUAUCACUGGGAGGAGAGCUGUUGAAAGAAACCUACCAAAAAAUGAACAAAAACUUUUGGAGUGGGUAAGACCUUAUGUUUCUGAUCCUAGGAGGUUCAAUCUUAUUGUAGACCCUCGACUUGAAGGACAGUAUUGCAUCAAAUCAGCUCAUAAACUUGCUACCCUAGCAAACAAGUGUCUCAUGAAGCAGCCAAAGUCCCGUCCAAAAAUGAGUGAGGUGGUUGAGUUUCUUGGAAGCAUUAUUAAUGAGACAGUUCCUCAGGAUGAAUAUAUUUCCCAAGAUGUCGUAGCAACUGGAGAAGAAAAAGAAGUAAAGUUAUCUGUAGAGGACACUGAACCUGAACCAGCUAAACAGGGGAAUAAUUAUCUGAAGAAGGUCUUUGAAUUCAGAGACAUGGUCAGCUUAAGAAAUAAGUCUAUUGGAAGGUUGGAUUGGAAAAAUUGGGCGCCUGGCUUAAUAAGAACUUGGUGAUAAGUGAUUUGCAUAUCUUGGAAAGCAAAAUAUUCCACUACAGUGCAUGCUUAUCGCAAUGUUUGGUGAUCACUUAGUUUUCAGUGAAAUCGACAUUGUCAUAGGCACACAGUUAACAUACUGAUAUAUCCCCAUUUUUGUAUCUAUUAAUAGUUGUAUGUACAGGUUAAUUUUGAGGAAAGCUAUAAUAUUAAGUAGUUUGGCCUUCUCCAAAUGCAGUAACAACUGGAAUUAAGUUUUUCAGCUAUA